UUUACCAGCUCUUAGGUUUCAGCGGCCCCCUCUGGCGCGGUUGGGGUGCGAGCCUUUGCUCUUUUGCAGUUUGUGGUUGCAGUUUGAUUGGAAGGUGAGUUCAUCGUACGGUGUGAGGGAAGCGGGGUUGGCCGUGGCCUUCACUGAAGCAUUUGCUCUCUUUCCUGCCUGUCACUGGAGGAGUGAAACAGACCCGUGCUAUUUGCUUUAAGAAGUUUGGAAUCUCAGGCUGUGAUUUUGUAAAAAUGAUUUCUGUGUUGGUAGAUCAAAUAGGAAACCUUAAGAUCUUGUAGAGAUUUGGAUUUGGCUUCAUUCAUUUUGCAUACAUUGGCAGGAUUAUUUCUGUUUCCCUCAGAAUGGGCAGUGGCUGGUGCAGCACGCUGGCCAUGGCCCUGGGAGUGGUAACAGAGCACACUGAACAGUUGGAGCACUAGUGCAUUUAGUGCCUCUCAAACUCCAUUUCUUUGGUUCUGUGGGUCUUUUGUGGAAUACUGUCUUUAAAUUUUACUCUGGCUCCCACCUUGUACCCUCCAACCCCAAUAGAACGAAAUUCACUGUGAUUAUGUGCCUUUGGCUAAAUUGUCUGAAGCCAGAUAUCGGCCAUCUGAGCUAAUACAGUUUCACAGUCAAAGAGUAUUACGGUGUUGGUCAUAACGAUUUACCAAGGGAUUCCUAAGUGUCCCUUUUAUUUGAUCCUCAUUAUGUUGCAGGAAGGGGGACCCCUUCCAGGGCCCGGGACUGAGCUCUUGUCUAACACUCGGAAAUGAACUGUCCGAGGAGACACAUGUGCUGACAAAGCAAGAGACUUUAUUGGGAAGGGGUACCUGGGCGGAGAGCAGCAGGGUAAGGGAGCCCAGGAAGACUGCUCUGCCACGUGGCUCGCAGUCUCGGGGUUUAUGGUGAUGGGGUGAGUUUCCGGGUUGUCUCUGACCAAUCAUUCUGACUGAGGGUCCUUUCUGGUGGCACGUGCAAGCACUCAGCCAAGAUGGAUUCCAGCGAGGAGGAUUCUGGGAGGUUGGUAGGACAUGUGGACUGGCGUCUCUUCUCUCUCCUUUUGACCUUUCCCCUAUUCUUCUGGUUGGUGGUAGCUUGUUAGUUCCCUGUUCCUUACCAGGAUCUCCUGUGGUAAAAUAACUUAUGCACAUUGUUACUGUCUUUGCCUGGCCAGGGCCGGGCAGUUUCAGUCAGUGUUUUCCCCUAACCAUUACAGCCGGGGAGGUGGGACUACUGGCAUUAUGCCCAAUUAACAGAUGAGAAAACUGAGAAAACUAUGCUCUGUUGGCAGAGGCAGAAUUUGAACCCAGGUGGUUGGUCCUGCAGCCAGUCUCACCCACUGCAUGUGCUCCAGGGAUUCUUUAAGAGCUUUUCUACCCUCAAACUCUGGUAUCUAAAUCAAUGAAAUCUUUCCACGUACCUUGCCAUUUUCUUUGUUUUUACCAAAAAGCAUAUGAUUUCAUGCCCUUCUUUCUUCCAGGAAACCUGUUGUUCAGAAUUUAGGUGGUGCCACAUUUUCUCCAGAAAAAUUAAUUCCAAAAUAGAGUGUAAGAUUGGAGCUUGAGGUUACAAACUCCUAGCUGCUUGUCCUCUGAGGUCUUUUCUUCUUUGGAAACUAAAGUGCAGUUUGCAUUUUGAUGUUUGUUUGUUUUUCCCUUGGAAACACAGGAUUAAUGAAGUCAGCUUGUUUUCUCUCUGAUGGAACUUGUCACCUGAUGCACACUGGUCUGAGGGCCAGAAUCCUUAAAUAGAAGGUGUGAUGUUAGGGUCUCUGUGAAAAUGUUUCUUGGGCUUCCCUGGUGGCGCAGUGGUUGAGAGUCCGCCUGCCGAUGCAGGGGACACGGGUUUGUGCCCCGGUCCGGGAGGAUCCCACAUGCCACCGAGCGGCUGGGCCCGUGAGCCAUGGCCGCUGAGCCUGCAUGUCCGGAGCCUGUGCUCCGCAGCGGGAGAGGCCACAACAGUGAGAGGCCCGCGUACCGCCAAAAAAAAAAAAAAAAAAAAAAAAAAAAGUUUCUUGUGGCACCCCCCCAAAUUGGUCUAUUUUUAACUUUCAGUUUUUUGAUCAUCUCAUUUCCCACUCCUCCCCCAAAGAAAAGCAGUGUCCAAAGUGUUUGGAAGUUAAUCUGAGGCUGCUGUGCCAAUGAGUAACAGACUGUCAAAGGAGGGCGGAGGAAGAGCUUCCUAGUAUAGACGUACCGAGACCCACCGCGAUAACAAGCCUUUUAUUCUGAUUUCCUUCCUGGGAGUGAAGGGAGUUUGAAAGGCAGAGGCAAGGACCUUCCAGAGUAGAGUUCAGGUUUUUCUUGUGAGGAUUUACCAGUGCUCACCGCUGGGUGAUUGGGAUGUCUGAGAGAUGAAUCCCCUUCCAGCUAGUGACUCGGUCCGUAUUCGCUGUUCAACAAAGACACCUGGGCUUGGAAGGGCCCUGUGAUCCUCUGGCUUCAGAAUGGGCAAUGCUAUUGAAAAACAGAAGCCCCUGAAACGAAGCCAUCUGUGCCCCUGGAAACAAGACUCUCAGCGUUCUCAUCUCUCCUCCUUCACCAUGAAGCUGAUGGACAAAUUCCACUCACCCAAAAUCAAGAGAACGCCAUCAAAGAAGGGAAAACCAGCUGAGGUGUCUGUGAAGAUUCCAGAGAAGCCUGUGAACAAAGAGGCAACAGACAGAUUUCUACCAGAGGGCUACCCUAUCCCCUUGGAUCUGGAGCAGCAGGCAGUAGAAUUUAUGUCCACCAGUGCUGUGGCUUCCAGGUCUCAAAGGCAGAAGAACCUGAGCUGGCUGGAAGAGAAAGAGAAGGAGGUUGUCAGUGCCUUGCGCUACUUUAAGACCAUUGUGGACAAAAUGGCUAUUGAUAAGAAGGUACUGGAGAUGCUUCCAGGGUCUGCCAGCAAGGUGCUGGAGGCCAUCUUACCCCUGGUGCAGAGCGACCCUCGAAUUCAGCACAGCUCAGCCCUCUCCUCCUGCUAUAGCCGAGUGUACCAAAGUCUCGCCAACCUCAUUCGUUGGUCUGACCAAGUGAUGCUAGAAGGUGUGAACUCAGAAGAUAAAGAGAUGGUGACAACUGUGAAGGGGGUCAUCAAAGCCGUGCUGGACGGAGUGAAGGAGCUUGUCAGACUUACCAUCGAGAAGCAGGGGCAUCCGUCUCCAACAAGCCCAGUGAAACCCAGUUCCCCAGCCUGCAAACCAGACGGCCAGUCUGAGCUCCCCUUGACAGAUCGAGAGAUGGAGAUUCUAAACAAGACGACCGGCCUGUCGCAGUCGUCCGAGGGGCUCCCAGAUUCCACGGAUGAAGAGGUCGCGCCCCCCAAACCCCCCUUACCUGGCAUUCGUGUGGUUGAUAAUAGUCCUCCACCAGCAUUGCCACCGAAGAAGAGACAGUCGGCUCCAUCCCCUACCCGAGUGGCCGUCGUGGCCCCCAUGAGUCGAGCCACCAGUGGCUCCAGUUUGCCUGUUGGAAUUAAUAGGCAGGAUUUUGACGUGGACUGUUACGCACAGAGACGACUGUCGGGCGGCAGCCACUCAUAUGGCGGCGAGUCGCCCCGCCUGUCCCCCUGCAGCAGCAUAGGCAAGCUCAGCAAGUCGGACGAGCAGCUGUCGUCUCUGGACAGGGACAGCGGGCGGUGCUCCCGGAACACAAGCUGUGAGACUCUAGAUCAUUACGACCCUGACUACGAAUUCCUCCAGCAAGACCUCUCUAACGCAGACCAGAUACCUCAGCAAGUGGCCUGUAACCUCAGCCCGUUGCCAGAGUCCUUGGGGGAGUCUGGGUCUCCGUUUCUCGGCCAUCCUUUCCAGUUGCCUCAGGGCAGCUGUCCCCAGCCAGAGGGGCCCUCGGCCCCAGGGCAGCAGAUGGAUGUGCCGCCUGCUCUUCCCGAGAAGAAGCGCAGGAGCGCGGCCUCCCAGACGGGGGACAGCUCUGGCUGCAGGGCGUCCUACGAGCGGCAUCCCUCGCAGUACGACAACAUCUCCGAGGAGGACCUGCAGAACCCAGCCUCGGUCCAGUCCGUCCCCUUCACGCCCUUUGCUGCUAUUCUUCCCUUUCAGCAAGGAGGUUCCUCAGCCUCUGUUGAAUUUGUGGGUGAUUUCACUGUUCCUGAAUCAACGGGUGACCCAGAAAAACCUCCUCCUCUACCAGAGAAGAAAAACAAACACAUGCUGGCCUACAUGCAGCUGCUCGAGGACUACUCGGAGCCGCAGCCCGCCAUGUUCUACCGGACGCCGCAGAAGGAGCACAUCUACCAGCAGAAGAACAAGCUCCUCAUGGAGGUGUAUGGCUUCAGCGACUCUUUCAGCGCCGGGGAUGCCCCGCAGGAGCUCGCCCCGCCCCCCGCCCUGCCCCCCAAGCAGCGGCAGCUGCAGGCCUCCUAUGCUGCUUCUUCCUUCUCCUCUGUCUCCUACUGUGUCCAGCAAACUAAAGUGGCCUUCACUCCCGAGGACGGCAGUGCCACUCAGGGCAUCAGUGUGUCCGUCUCUAACUCCUUUCUCAGCCGGCACGGCAACUUACCUGUGCCCUCGUAUAAAUCUGUGUUUAGGUCCUACUCCCAGGAUUUCGUGCCUCACAGCCAAGCUUCCAUCCAGCCUUUCCUCCCGUCUACCUCCUCUUCCUCUCCACAUUUCCCACCUGUCCACCAGUCUCAGAGCUCUGACUUAGCGGUGCCAACCGUAGCCAGUCCGCCUCCCAGCACCCUGGACGGGCCUCUUUCAUCUUCUCAGGAGAGCAGCUUUCAUGGGAACACUGUCUGCCUUCCUUCCGAAACCUCUUUCACUGACUCGCCCCAGACGCCUUCGGAAUCACCAGCUUCGAAGGACGGACAUCCCAGAGAUGCCUCGUCAGCCGGCAGUGCACCUGGGAAGGAAAGCAGGGACGGCGGGGACAGGGCCCCAAAGUCACCAGAUGCUCCAGAGGCUCAGUCGGAGGAGGAAGUGGACGAGCUGUCCCUCAUUGACCACAAUGAGAUUAUGGCAAGGCUGACGCUCAAGCAAGAGGGCGACGACGGACCAGACGUCCGGGGAGGAUCUGGUGACAUCCUACUGGUCCACGCUACUGAGACGGACAGGAAAGAUCUGGUGUUGUACUGCGAGGCCUUCUUGACCACCUACAGGACCUUCAUCACCCCUGAGGAGCUCAUCAAGAAGCUGCAGUACAGGUACGAGAAGUUCUCUCCUUUUGCCGACACAUUCAAGAAGCGCGUCAGCAAGAACACGUUCUUCGUGCUGGUACGGGUGGUGGACGAGCUCUGCCUAGUGGAGUUGACGGAAGAGAUCUUGAAGCUGCUGAUGGAGCUGGUCUUUCGCCUGGUGUGCAACGGGGAGCUCAGUCUGGCCCGUGUGCUCCGGAAGAACAUCCUGGACAAGGUGGACCAGAAGAAGCUGCUCAGGUGUGCCAACUCCGACCAGCCCCUGGCGGCCAGGGGCGUAGCAGCCAGGCCCGGGACCUUGCAUGACUUUCACAGCCAUGAGAUAGCUGAGCAGCUGACACUGCUGGAUGCCGAGCUCUUUUAUAAGAUAGAGAUUCCUGAGGUUUUGCUUUGGGCAAAAGAGCAGAACGAGGAGAAGAGCCCCAACUUGACCCAGUUCACGGAGCACUUCAACAACAUGUCCUACUGGGUUCGGUCAAUCAUCAUGUUACAGGAAAAGGCCCAAGACAGGGAACGGCUGCUCUUGAAGUUCAUCAAGAUCAUGAAGCACUUACGGAAGCUGAACAACUUCAACUCCUACCUGGCCAUCCUCUCAGCGCUGGACUCAGCCCCUAUCCGCAGGCUGGAGUGGCAGAAGCAGACCUCAGAGGGCCUGGCGGAGUACUGCACGCUGAUUGACAGCUCAUCCUCCUUCCGCGCCUACCGGGCCGCCCUCUCGGAGGUGGAGCCGCCGUGCAUCCCAUACCUGGGGCUCAUCCUGCAGGACCUCACCUUCGUUCACCUAGGAAACCCAGACUACAUUGACGGGAAGGUGAAUUUUUCCAAACGGUGGCAACAGUUCAACAUCCUGGACAGCAUGCGGUGCUUCCAGCAGGCGCAUUAUGACAUCCGGAGAAACGAUGACAUCAUAAACUUCUUCAACGACUUCAGUGACCACCUGGCGGAGGAGGCGCUAUGGGAACUCUCUCUGAAAAUCAAACCCAGGAACAUAACACGGAGGAAAACAGACCGGGAAGAGAAGACCUAGGAGCGGGUGCCGCAAGCGAGGAGAACGCGAGGCUCGGAGCGCCGCUCCGAGGCCGGAAGGGACUUUGGACCUGUUACGUGGCGGCGGCGCGUGUCCUGGCCUCAGAGCCACCGGGCCCAUCCAGGCCGCUGCUGUGCCGGGCAGGCGUCCGGAGCCGCAGCAGCUUCCUGCCCCUCCCCCGCAGGAGCAGACCCCCGGCCCGGGGCGGGGGGGGGGGGGGCCAGCGGGCGGUCUCACUGCUGAUUUGUGAACUGGGGGUUGGGGUUUCUGCUUUUGCUCUGUCUUCUGCUCUCCCUCUCUCCCCCUCCCCCCAAGCCUGGGAGCAGCACAGGGACUUCAGCAGCAGCCCGGGAAUGGUGGGAGUCUUCUGAAUCUCCUGAAAUGACAGAUGAGUAGAGGCCCAAGGACCCUCGGGGCGGGGGCUGC
This is a messenger RNA of Orcinus orca (killer whale), 6583 nucleotides long. It is a transcript of the gene RAPGEF1, whose product is annotated as Rap guanine nucleotide exchange factor 1. Gene Ontology annotation, cellular component: plasma membrane. Lineage: Eukaryota; Metazoa; Chordata; Mammalia; Artiodactyla; Delphinidae. Gene Ontology annotation, molecular function: guanyl-nucleotide exchange factor activity. The transcript is spliced from 26 exons. The record is from RefSeq and is a predicted model, not a curated record. Gene Ontology annotation, biological process: positive regulation of GTPase activity; Ras protein signal transduction. The coding region runs from base 2441 to 6157 and encodes 1238 amino acids.